ACUUGUUUUUCCUUUCUGUCGUCUUUACAAAGUGUACACAUGAAUAUAUUUAUACAACUUUCUUGUUUAUAUCUUAAUAUUUUAUAGAAAUGUCUGGACAUCGUUUACUUCGUUUGUAUAAAUUCCUAUGGUUUGUUGUCGUCGGAAUGAUAUUAACUCAUAUCGGAUAUUACUUCAGAUAUGACCCGUUGGCUUCGGGAAAAUCUUCUGUCAGUGAAAGACGGCAAGAAAAAACAACUGAUACUCAAAUGUAUAAUCAAAGUGUUAGAUUAUACUCGGCGUUUAUCGAUGAAGAAUAUAAUGGAAAAUUAAAUGAAUCAGCUAAAAAUCAUCCUCUUGUACACAGACAAAUAAUUGUUAUAGCCUGGCAAACUGAAAACGUUGUCAAGGAGACUUUCAAAUGUUGCAUCUUACAAGGCAAAAAUCAUGUGAUGACAUCUAAACCGACCAGAAGCCAUCAAUGUUGCUACAAUAUGGGUUUGUUAAGGGCCAGACGCACUGAGUGUCCACUAGUUGGGGAGUUUUCAAAACUAACUGGAGUAUCAUUAGCGAAAUGGAACAUGAGCUGUCCAACGGAUAAACUAUAUUAUAUAACACCAACAGUCCUUGAUCCAGUUCUAAAGAAAAAUAAAUGGGCUGUGUGCAACAAGUACUUCUAUGGACCUGGUCCUAAUGCAAGACGCCUAGUAGAGUGGUUUGAAAUUCAUCGUUUUGUUGGAGUAGAUAAGUUUACGAUACAUUACGAAAGUACUCUUAAUUCAGCAACGAAAAAGGUUUUACAAUUCUAUCAAAAGAAAGGACUUGCAGAGGUAUUGCAUAUUGGAGCUCCUUUUAAAGGACAAUAUGAGAGCUCGACUGAACCAUUAAUUGAAGCGCCUAAAAAUAUGUACAUGCCAUCUAGAAUGAAAAGUGGUGAAGGAACUAUACAUGCUAAUCACCCUGCCCAAGGAUUUACCAGGAUAUUCCUGGAUCCAGAGAGUAACCUUAAUUUUGCAAAACUAGUCAUAGAUAUUCUGCAAGCAGAAAGGCUAGAAGACAGAAUCACUAUUUAUGAACUCAAAGAAGAGGUAAAAACUCUAAAACAGUCGCUCAAAAAGGACAAGGAACAAAAACGAGAAAAAGAGACUGUGACGAAAAUUAAAAAUUAUAUUGAGUAUUUAAAAAGUAAGCUCACCACUGAAAUAAAUGAGGAGACCAAACCUAAGGGCUUGAACCUGGAAAUUGUUGAAUCUUAUGAAAAUGUCAAUGGAAACAAUGAAAAUCAUAAUGACUUAAGGAGCGGCUACGCUACAAGUAUACAUACAUCUGUGAAUUAUCCUGAUGACGAUUAUAAGGAAUGCUUGGACAAUUUACAGAGUUUGUAUGAAGAAUACUCACCUUCAGGUACAAUCGUUUUCUGUGCUGACUGGAACGUAAACUUACAACAUAUAGACAAUAAUAAAAAUGGACUGAAUUGUACUUUCAAACCGACACUAACAGGCGUGUCGGAGUUGUAA
Messenger RNA from Mercenaria mercenaria, 1496 nucleotides. RefSeq lists its product as uncharacterized. NCBI's taxonomy places the organism in Eukaryota, Metazoa, Mollusca, Bivalvia, Venerida, Veneridae. The coding region runs from base 90 to 1496 and encodes 468 amino acids. The transcript has 6 exons. The record is from RefSeq and is a predicted model, not a curated record.